AUGAUGUCUGAUCAUUAUCAAGCUUCUUAUGAGUAUUCUCACAACUUCUCUGAUCACUUUUUAUCAGCUGAUGAAGCAGAAGUGCUGCUGUUCAUGACUGUGUCUUCAUCUCUCUCAGUCUCAUCACCACACCUGAUCUUCAGGCCAGCAGCCAACUCUCUGCCUUCCUCAGGCCAGCUUCUGACUCUAAGCAGCACAGUUCCUCUCUUUGCUGUUCUUAAUAAAGAUUAUGUCAUUCUGACUUAUCAGAAUUUACAGUAUAAAAGUCAUGUCUCAGCUUCUGCAGAUAUCUUAUCUGCCUGA
This is a messenger RNA of Blastomyces gilchristii SLH14081, 303 nucleotides long. RefSeq lists its product as uncharacterized. The coding region runs from base 1 to 303 and encodes 100 amino acids. Lineage: Eukaryota; Fungi; Ascomycota; Eurotiomycetes; Onygenales; Ajellomycetaceae. The record is from RefSeq and is a predicted model, not a curated record. The transcript has 2 exons.